AUGUCUUUUCCUCAUCCUGGAGCUUUCGAGACAGUUCCACGUCGUGAGACUGAAGAAGUUCAUCGCGACGGCUACAAACUCAUCAAAGAUGUCUACAUAUCAACGAGAGACGGGUCCGAGCUCUGUGGGAACGUUUACCUGCCAACCAACACUGAUGUUCAGAAGUUUCCUGUACUUCUUACCAUGGGUCCAUAUGGCAAAGAUAUUCACUUCUCAGAGUUUGGCAAGCCUAAAACAGACAUGUAUGCGAACAUGGCGAAGGCGAUCUCACCACUUGGGCCAGACGCAUGCUUCGAGACUCCAGAUCCGAUUGUUUGGUGUAAAUCCCACGGCUACACUGUUGUGAGGAUUGACGUGCGAGGUUCUGGCGGCAGUCCUGGUGUACUUGAUCCGUUCGGCAUCGGGCGAACAGUGCUGAUCAAUGACGAUUCGGAGGGCAGAGAUUUAUACGAUGUCGUUGAGUGGGCAGGCACUCAAGAGUGGUCAACUGGCAAGGUCGCCAUGUGCGGCAUCAGCUACUACGGCAUGGCGUGCUACUGGGCCGCUAUGCAACAGCCACCCCAUCUGAGCGCAAUCGUUCCGUAUGAGGCAUUGGCUGACAUGUACGGCGACGCUGUCAGGCAAGGCGGCGUGUGGCAUUCCGGCUUCCAAAAGCAUUGGUACAACAACAUCGUCGUUCCUGAACAGUACGGAAAGAAAGAGGGGUUGAGUGAAGAGCAGCUCGCCAAGCAACGAUUCGACUACGAUGCGCUCGCGACGAACUGGAUUUGGCGCAAGGAAGGCCCGUGGCCCAUUCUCGAUCGUACAAGAGACCUGUCAAAGAUCAAGGUUCCCAUGCUUACAGCCGGCAAUUGGAUGGAUUCCGAGCUCCACCUUCCAGGCAAUCCGACGUCGUAUGAGCGCGCUUCAUCGGAAUGGAAGUUUCUUGAGAUGCACACAGGUAAUCAUCUGGCCGCAUACUACGAGCCGGAGCAAAUCCACAGACAACUCGAGUUUCUCGAUCACUUCCUGAAAAACAAGACGGAUAAUGGCCUGAAGGGUGCCCCUCGUGUCGACCUCCUCAUACGCAAGGGUACCGAAAACUUUUACAGGGCUGAGAAAGCGUGGCCACCAACAGACGCCAAACAGACUCCUCUGUACUUUGCUCCCAACGAGUCCUUGUCUUUUGAACCGUACAAAGGCUCGUCAACAGAUGCUGUCCUCUCCUACGCAGGUCUGACGGGUGUGAACUUUUUCCAGACUGAGCCACUGCAAGAGAAACUCGAAAUCCUAGGUUUUCCACACCUCGACUUGACUGUGUCCACAGACGCAAAGGACAUGGAUUUAUUCUUUUAUUUCUAUGUCAUCGACCCCAAGGGUGAAAAGCUUGUCUUUCGCGGCAAUCAUGACGAGCCUGCGGUGUCCUUCCUCCGAAGCUGGUUUCGGCUCUCACAUCGUACGCUCUCGAAUGAAUCAACGCCUAACAGGCCUAUACUUAAUCAGAUGGGGCCGGCGGCUGUGGAAGCUGGUCAGUGGUAUGAUGUCAAGGUCCCGAUUGUAUGUACUUCCAUGAUCGUUGAGCCAGGGCACAGACUUGCCAUUGGAUUACGCGCCAAUGACGAGGAAGAUAUCAUUCCUCCGAUGCGGCACAUUGGACCGGAUAGACCAGAAGCAAUUUUCUCGGGAACGAAUCGCAUCAAGCUUGGCGGGAAGUUGGUCUUGCCGAUCGUGAAGCGAGUAUGA
Molecule: messenger RNA, 1722 nt
Organism: Boeremia exigua
Lineage: Eukaryota; Fungi; Ascomycota; Dothideomycetes; Pleosporales; Didymellaceae
Product: Alpha/Beta hydrolase protein
Exons: 4
Coding region: 1-1722 (573 amino acids)
Molecular function (GO): dipeptidyl-peptidase activity
Source: RefSeq, a predicted model, not a curated record